Messenger RNA from Cygnus atratus (black swan), 13510 nucleotides. RefSeq names its product TUB like protein 4 (gene TULP4). Bases 2182 to 6900 code for a protein of 1572 amino acids. The transcript has 15 exons. Gene Ontology annotation, molecular function: protein binding. The record is from RefSeq and is a predicted model, not a curated record. Lineage: Eukaryota; Metazoa; Chordata; Aves; Anseriformes; Anatidae.
CGGGGGAGCCGGGCCCAGCCGCCGCCGCUGCCGCCGCUCCGGGAGCGGCGAGAGACGGAGCCGGGCGGGCGGGCGCGGGGAGGGGGCCCGGGGCUGCGCGCGGCCGCCGCCGCCGCCACCACCACCACCACUGGCACCGCCACCACCGAGAGUUGGAAGAACACAGGGAUUUCAAGCUUUGAAUGUCGGGCGUCUUACAAGAUUACCGCAGCUAAGCUGAGAAGACAGAUGCAGCUCUGAGUACCAGAUUGAUUGAGCUGGUGUGUACUGCAUGUACAUGAAAACGCACAUAUCCUUGUCAUCACAUAGACUUGCUCUUGUGUAUUCCUGAGAGCUUUGCAAUUGAUGAAAAUUAAUUUAAGAAUCAGAUGGAGCACCUUUCCAGCACAGGAAUCGGUAACCCAUGGAAAGACAGCUGCCAGUAAUGUUCAGCUUUCCCCAUGGUCUUCACGGGUGAAAAAAGUUUGCAAGAAGAGGAAGAAAAAACACGCUACACACUGAAAAGGCCUAAUAAAUACCUCCACAAUCUAAAUCAAUAACUGUGAGGGAAACAGAAGAAUACCGAGGGCAGAGGAAACUGAUUUUGUUAUUGCAGAGGAAUAAUGUAUGAUCUUUGGCACAUUUUGCUUUGGCCUCAAUAGUUUGUGAAUGGACUAAUAAAUCGUGACCACAUGUUGAGCAAUGAUGACUGGAAGUAAGUAAGUUGAGGAACUAUGGGACAAGUCUGGGCAUUGAACUGAGCAAACCUCGUCAUCCUUCUUGAGUUAACCAGGUCAUCGCCUUGCAUAUUCUUUCUCCCUCUCCUUUUUCCUCUUUUCACUUAGUGUGGUAUAAAUACUAAUUGAUUGAGCUCAUAAAUGUUACUCAAAUAAAACGAUUGGAAUACUUCAUAUGUUUCCUUCUUGUACAGCUGCAAAUGUUGUGUCUGGAACUAUGAAUCUGUGCUGUAGACAAGCAUCAAGAAGGAAAGAUCCGAUCAAACAAGCAAGGAGAAUACCUAGAGAAAUAGUGAAACCAGGAAGUCAGAUUUUUAAUGCUGCUUCUUUUUCUUUUUUAGAUGAUUAUAUUUCUUCCUUCCUUGAAUUUUAGAAGAUUUUGAAAGAGUGCUUACUUGAUGUGCUUUAAUUCUGGCAUUUGUUUUUUACAGUAGGAUGAAAAGUCUGUGAUUCCUUGUAGCAGAAAAAAGGGAAAAGUAAAGGAAAACAAGCUUGACAUUUUAGCCUGUUUUGGAGGAGAGACAACUUCAUGGUUCACCUGAGGCAAACUUACCUGCUUUGAAAGCUAAAAGCUUUAGAGUGUUUUUGAUUCCACUAUAAAUGAAGAGGGGGUUUCUUUUUCAUUCGUGUGUGGCGGCAAAAAGUGGGAAAGCAGGCAAGAUAGCGUGAUAAACAGUUCAGGCUGUGUUGGGUCUCUGGUGGAAAAAAAGUGCUGCAAUGAAAAUUGGAUUGGCUUUGGAUUGCAAAAACUUUUGAGUCCAACGAGCAGUUCAAGAGGGAUUUCACAUCUGGCCUGGCACACCAGUGCCUGCACAAGUUUGGGUCUGUUGUUUCGCACGGUUUGUGUGCCUUUUUUUCCCUUUAUGCAAUCUCUUUCAGCUUUAGCAGCAGAAAUACAUCAGAUGGAAAAGAUAUGCCAGAGGGCAGCUUGGAAAAGAUGAAUGUCAUAUAUAUACAUAUAUAUGUAUGUGCGUGUGUUUAAAUUUCUGCAACUGAACUUUUGAAGAAAAUCUGACUGGAGGAAAUCUUAAAAGCCUUAAGUUACUUGAAACCUACACAUUUGCAACUCUUUGUCUCUGGAAUUGCAUUACGCUAAACUGGAAUCUCAGGCUGUAUAAAGAUUAUAUCAAGUUGAGCAAAAAGAUGACUUAACCAUUUCUUGAGCGCCUCUUAUGAAGUAGCUGUUUCUCCAAAGGAUAAGUGCACCCUCACUCUACAGACUCGAAAACAAAAAUGAACCUGAAUUUUUUUUUAAGCGUUACUUUUUCUUAGCCAACUGCCAUCAUCUUUUAUAGAGGAAUUUUUCACUAUGCAUUUGGUGGAUAUUUAUAAACACUGACCCCAUCCUCCUCCCUUUCAAUGAUCUAUCCCAGGUCAGUCUUAUCAAUAAAAAAAAAAAUUGAUUUAAAUUUUGUGCACUAGACACAUUACUUUCUUAUGUCAAAAAAUAAAAUAUUUAAAAAGCAUGUAUGCAGCAGUGGAACAUGGGCCUGUUCUUUGCAGCGAUUCCAACAUCCUCUGCCUCUCCUGGAAAGGGAGAGUUCCCAAAAGCGAGAAGGAGAAGCCCGUGUGCAGGAGGCGGUACUAUGAGGAAGGCUGGUUGGCAACAGGCAAUGGCAGAGGAGUUGUAGGCGUCACUUUUACUUCCAGCCAUUGCAGGAGGGACCGGAACACCCCUCAGAGAAUCAACUUCAAUUUGAGGGGCCACAACAGCGAGGUUGUGCUGGUUAGAUGGAACGAACCAUUUCAGAAAUUAGCAACCUGCGAUGCAGAUGGAGGAAUAUUUGUUUGGAUACAAUACGAAGGCAGAUGGUCUGUGGAGCUUGUGAAUGAUCGUGGGGCACAGGUAAGCGACUUUACAUGGAGCCAUGAUGGGACUCAAGCCCUUAUCUCCUACAGAGAUGGAUUUGUGCUGGUCGGUUCAGUCAGCGGACAAAGACACUGGUCUUCAGAAAUAAACUUGGAGAGUCAGAUCACGUGUGGCAUAUGGACUCCAGACGACCAACAGGUACUGUUUGGCACUGCUGAUGGUCAGGUUAUCGUCAUGGACUGCCAUGGCCGAAUGCUGGCCCAUGUGCUCCUUCACGAGUCAGAUGGCAUCCUCAGCAUGUCCUGGAACUACCCCAGCUUCCUGGUGGAGGACAGCAGCGAGAGCGACACAGACUCCGACGACUAUUCCCCACCGCAAGAUGGACCAGCCGCAUACCCAGUCCCAGUGCAGAACACCAAGCCACUACUGACUGUCAGCUUCACGUCAGGAGACAUCAGUUUAAUGAACAAUUACGAUGACCUCUCUCCUACUAUCAUCCGCUCAGGGUUGAAAGAUGUGGUGGUCCAGUGGUGUACGCAAGGAGACCUACUUGCAGUAGCAGGGAUGGAGAAGCAGUGUCAGCUUGUUGAACUUAGCAAUGGCUCCCUGUUGAAAAGCGCACUUGUCAAGUUCUACAACGUGCGUGGGGAACAUAUCUACACUUUGGAGACACCUGUGCAGCGUCCCAUCAUCUCGAUCUGCUGGGGUCACAGGGAUUCACGCCUGCUGAUGGCUUCUGGACCGGCGUUAUACGUUGUCAGAGUAGAGCACAGGGUCUCCAGUCUGCAGCUCCUGUGCCAGCAGACCAUCGCUAGCUGUCUGCGGGAUGACAAGGAUAUCAGCAAGCUGACCCUGCCCCCUCGGCUCUGCUCAUACCUCACCACUGCCUUCAUACCAACAAUCAAGCCUCCUAUCCCAGACCCAAACAAUAUGAGAGAUUUUGUCAGCUACCCAACAGCUGGCAAUGAACGGCUUCACUGCACGAUGAAGCGGACAGAAGAUGACCCAGAGGUCGGUGGUCCAUGUUAUACUCUGUACUUGGAAUAUCUUGGGGGACUGGUGCCCAUCCUCAAAGGACGUCGUAUCAGCAAGUUGCGGCCAGAGUUUGUCAUCAUGGAUCCUAAAACAGAUGGAAAAGCAGAUGAAAUCUAUGGAAACAGCUUGAUUUCCACUGUGAUUGACAGCUGCAACUGCUCUGACUCCAGCGAUAUCGAACUGAGUGAUGACUGGGCAGCAAAAAAGUCUCCCAAAAUCAGUCGAGCUAGCAAAUCACCCAAACUCCCCAGAAUCAAUAUAGAAGCUCGCAAAUCUCCAAAGAUGUCACGAGCCACGCAGGAGAUAUCAAGAUCACCAAGGUUACCAAUAAGGAAACCUUCUAUUGGUUCACCAAGCCUAACCCGAAGAGAGUUUCCUUUAGAAGAUAUUACUCAGCACAACUACCUUGCUCAGGUCACAUCUAACAUCUGGGGAACCAAAUUUAAAAUUGUGGGUUUGGCUGCUUUCCUACCAACGAACCUUGGUGCAGUAAUAUAUAAAACCAGUUUGCUGCACCUUCAGCCCAGGCAGAUGACAAUAUAUCUCCCAGAAGUACGGAAGAUUUCAAUGGACUACAUUAACCUGCCUGUCUUUAAUCCAAAUGUUUUCAGUGAAGAUGAAGAUGAUUUACCGGUGCCUGGGGCGCCCGGAGCCCCCGCCAGCAGCCCGCCCUGCACCGUCAACAUCCCCAUCGCGCCCAUCCACAGCUCGGCCCAGGCCAUGUCGCCCACGCAGAGCAUUGGCCUGGUGCAGUCACUGCUGGCUAACCAGAACGUGCAGCUGGACGUGCUGGCCAACCCGCCGGCCGAGGCGGGUGGCGAGGGGACGGGACCCUUCCCGGGGGCCCCGGGGCGCUUCCCUGGCCCUGGCCCCGGCCCUGGGGCGAUGGCAGCAGUGGCGGCGGCGGCCAGCGGGGAGCUGGGCCGCACCAUCCCUGCGCCCCCCACCAUUGCCCCGCCACCCCCCGCCAUGGCCCUCGCUGACCUCCGGGACCACGGUGACCGCGAUCACGAGCCCCCUCCCAAGGCCAAGGCCCCGCGGCCAGGGCCGCAGCUGGUGGAAGGCGAUGCCGUCAUCUUUGGGGCCGCCCAGGAGCUGCAGCUGAACAAGAUGAACCCCCCGCCACCAUACCCCGGCACCGUUCCUCCUGCCGGGCCCCCGCCACCACCGCCCGGCCCCCCGCCGCCGCCCCUUGACCUCUGCCUGAAAAAGGGGGAGUUCUCCCUCUACCCAGCCGGGCACUACCAGCCACCGCUGGGGUACGAGCGGAUAACGACGUUCGACAGCAGCGGGAACGUGGAGGAGGUGUGCCGGCCUCGCACACGGAUGCUCUGCGCCCAGGGCACCUACACCCUGCCAGGGCCUGGCAGCUCCGCCACCCUGCGUAUCACCGCUGCUGAGAAGAAGAUGCAGCAGCCCUGCACCAGCGCCACCCUGAACCGGCUGACAGUUCCCCGUUACUCCAUCCCCACCGGGGACCCGCCGCCGUACCCUGACAUCGCCAGCCAGCUGUCGCAGGGCAGGAGCAUUGCGCAGAGGCUGGACAGCACUAUCAUUCACGCCACUCUGCGGAGGAACAGCAGGGAGGCGGCGCUGAAAAUGGCCCAGCUGGUGGAUGGCCAGAGAGCCACCUUGCAACUUCCCCCCAAAGCCAAGAGCAGCGUGGUGACAGCGCAGUACCAGCAGAGAGUACCCACUGCCCUGUACACCUGCAGCCAGUGCAGCAGCAGCGGCAGCACUGCGAGCGCUGGUGGUAUGGGCAGCAUGGCUAACGCCAAUGCGAGCAACAGCACUUCCAGUAUUGGUGGCAUGAGACCUGAUCUGGGCACGGGGAGUGGCUCCCAGCACAGCUCUGUCCUCGCUCACUCCGUCAGCACUUCGCCUCUGGCCUCCCAGUCCUCCUACAACCUGCUGAGCCCGCCUGACAAUUCCCGUGACCGGGCGGAUUAUAUCAACUCCGCCUUCACGGAAGAUGAGGCCCUUUCUCAGCACUGCCCAGUGGAAAAAUCAAUACGGCACGUACCCGUGGCCUUGACGGAGGCUGCCAUCAGUGUAAAACGGCCACCGCCCUACCAGUGGGACCCUAUGGUGAGUGAAGAGAUAUGGGUUCCUCAGGAAAGGACAUCUCAGAGCUCAGUGCCCAACCCUCUAAAACCGGCUCCUCUCAUCAUCGGACAAGCGCAGCAUCUGGAUAUGUCUCGAGUGCCAUUCGUCUCCCCUAAGUCUCCGACCAGUCCCACUGCCACUUUCCAGACGAGUUAUGGGGUUGGAGUACCAUACCCAGGAAGCUACAGUGCCCCCCCCCUUCAGGGAAUGCAGCCCCCCUGCUCCCCCAAAGAAGCUCUGGCCCCCACACAGUUUGCACAGCAGGAGCCAACCGUAGUGCUUCAGCCAGGUUACCCGCCCAACCUCUCCUAUUGCCCUCUGCCACCCAUGUAUCCGGGAAGUAGCGCCUGCUCUAGUUUACAGCUGCCACCGAUAGCCUUGCACCCGUGGAGCUCCUACAGCGCAUGCCCACCCGUGCAGAACCCCCAGGGCACUCUGCCCCCCAAGCCGCUCCUCGUGGUGGAGAAGCCGGUCAUGUCUCCCCCGCCGGCAGAGCUUCAGGGCCACGUGGGCACAGAGGUAAUGGUGGAGACGGCGGACACCUUCCAGGAGGUGCUCUCCUUGACUGAAAGCCCUGUUCCUCAAAGGACAGAUAAAUUCGGCAAGAAGAGCCGGAAGCGACUCGAUAGUCGCGCUGAGGAAGGAAAUGUGCAGGCUAUCACUGAGGGCAAGGUCAAAAAAGAGGCAAGGACACUGACUGACUUCAAUUCGCUAAUAUCCAGCCCAAGGCUGGGGAGAGAGAAGAAGAAAGUCAAGAGCCAGAAAGACCAGCUGAAGUCCAAGAAGCUGAACAAGACAAAUGAAUUUCAGGAUAGUUCAGAGAGCGAGCCAGAGCUUUUUAUCAGUGGGGACGAACUGAUGAACCAGAGUCAGGGCAGCAAAAAGGGUUGGAAAACCAAAAGGAAUUUGAGGACAGCCAGUGAGCUGGAUGAGUUCAAGUGCCGUAAGGCCAGCGAGAAGGAGGACGGGAGGCUGGGGAGCCAGGGCUUUGUGUAUGUGAUGGCCAACAAGCAGCCGCUCUGGAACGAGGCAACGCAAGUCUACCAGCUGGAUUUCGGAGGGCGGGUGACCCAGGAGUCUGCAAAAAACUUCCAGAUUGAGCUGGAAGGGCGACAGGUGAUGCAGUUUGGAAGGAUUGAUGGCAAUGCUUAUAUUUUGGACUUUCAGUAUCCAUUUUCUGCAGUGCAAGCCUUUGCUGUUGCUCUGGCUAAUGUGACUCAACGCCUCAAAUGAACAAGCAGAGACUGGAGAGAGAAAAAUGUUGACAAAACCUUCUCGUAAAGUCCAAACCGGAAAAUGUCAGAGCAGCCUGCUUUAGGUGCACAGAGGUGCCUGGGAGCGAAGAAGGCCGUAAAACUGGAAAAGUCUCUUGGUGCCCAACACAAGGGCAUUAACUCUAAUCAGUCAUGGGGUGGAGGGUGGGGGGCUUUUUUCUGUUUUGUUUGUUUGUUUGUUUUCAAGUGUUUUCUUUUUUUAAAGCAUCGUGCUGGGUUUCAGAAAGAGCAAAGGGUUGAGAGCCAUUCAGUGUUAUGUGGAGAAGUGUGGCUUUUGGCUUGUUGUGGUGGUUCUGCCGUGUUUGCUACAAUAGCUGAUGUAAGCUCGUAGGGGGAUUAAAAAAGACUGCUCUUUUUGAUAGACUGCCUUAUAUCAUGCUGUUCUUUUUAAAACAGGGAACAUAACUUUUUUUCUGGUCCAGUUUGUACUACUACUACUACAUCAAAGAUAGCAGCAAAAAAAAGAAAAAAAAAAGAAGCUAUAAUACUUGAAGACACGUGUUUCUUCUCUGAUCUCUGAUAAUAACUGAGCACCACAAGUUCCAAGGAGGCUUAUGUAGGUCAAUAUUUAAUUUAUAAAUAAUGAUGUGUUAUUCAGAAGAGAAACAAAACUGUUACCAAUGGGUGGUUUUAAAACCCAGUGUAUCAAAGAAAUUGAUGUCUGCUUGUUUUGUGUGCUGUUAUUGGGGAUAAACAUCUUUAAUUGGGUGACAGAAAAGACGGGAAGAAAUAAUUAUGAGCUUCUUUGCUCAUAUUGAUCAGCAGUAUUCUUCGAUUUGGCCUGCAGCUGGGAGAGGUACAGUGUGGCCAGAUGUACCUCCAAGGCCACUCCUAUACAUGCUCCUCAUUUAAAUGUGUUUACACUUUAUAAACAAAGUUGUUCAAGUGAAUGAGAAGGCCCAGUGUAUUCAUCUUCCUAGCAAUCAAUACAAAUUGAGUUCCACAACAUUGUACCUGUGCUAAAAUUAGGAAGGAGACAGAAGCAUAGCAAGUCAUUACAGGAAGUAAUUUGAUCAGGAAGGCAAUUUCAUUACAGGAAACAACAUCAUGUCUGGCAGGAGAACAAAUGAGUUAAAAGUGGAAGGAAAAAUUGGACAGAGUCAUCCCUUUUAUCACCUUCCUACUUGAGUAGUCCUUGUGACUGUUGUUUGAGAAUAUAACGCUCCAGAUAAGAGUGGCAAGCCAAAGUUUAAAUGGAGUGUUACAGGUGAAGGCUUAUUAACAGUAGCACAGCUCUUUCUGGCUGCAGUUUUUUUCUGGUGGACAUGCAGACCUGCUGAGCAUUUCAGAAGGGUUGCUUGCACAGAAGAGUUUCUGUGUCGUCCAUUUUUUGUGUACAUGUUUAUUUGCUUUCUCUCUUUCCUCCUUAACUGCAUUUUGCUAUGGAAUAUGUUCUGAUACGGAAGCAGUUUCCUCAGUAAUACACAAAAACAUAAUCAUUCAUGUAAUUGUUUGGAUAUUAGAUUACAAAAUGCAACUGCAGAUUUCCUUCAGAAAUUACUUUUUUGACAUGAAAGGCACACAGAGGAAGAUAGGUUGGUUGAGGUGUUGAUGGCUGCUUUGUCUUUGUCUUUCAUCCGGUUUAACUUCUUACUUGAAAAACUGUAUAACUUAAGAUGAAUAGAUGUGAUUCUCUCAUUGCUUUUUUAAAAUUCUAGUGGUAGGACAGAUCUGUGUUGCACCUGAUUCCUUCUAGACAAACAUCACUGAAGAGAGGACCCUGCUGUAGCAGAAGUUACCAAAAUGCAGUGAGGUAGUAACUUCUGCUCUGCUGAGGCUUCUAAAGCUGUGCAGCACAGAGGGAACGAUACCAGUCAUAGAGGAGUUUCAAGUUACUGCCAAGAGAGAUGACGAGGCAGAUCAUCCACAGGUAACGUCCUGCAGGGUGAGUCCAGAAAGAACCCUCUGCAAGGUGGUUUCCUUGGAGAGAGGAAGUAGAGGUAGGAAAGAAGGAGGGGGGAAUAGACGGCUCCAUGCCUGUAUUAUGCCAAAGCUGAGCAGCUUCUGCUUGCAUGUCAGGCACAACAUUCCCCUAGGCAUCUAACAGACUGCUGUUUGCUUUAAUUAAUUAGUUUUGUUGAAUUUCUAUCCGUUGUCUGGGCCCAUUUGUAUUCCUUCUCACAUGCAUGACUUACUCAGCAGUUUGCCUGCCUAUAUGUGUAAUGUGUGUGGGACAGAGGAACCAAAAUGGAUUUGGUCCUGUUCCCUUUUAAAUCUGUGGAAAUUGUUCUCUCUGAUUUUUGUGGAGGAAGCACUAUUAAGCCCCUUGUUUAUAUUGAGUUACACGCUGUGCAAACAGUCGGUUGAAUUCUCGGGUCCAUUGAUUUCAGUACACGAGAAGGAAAGUUGGCUGAUGAGUGUCCUUUCCUGCCCAAAGGUCUCUGCUAACCAGUCGGACCCUAAUUAGAAUAUAACAGGCAUAUGCUGAACGCCAUAAGACAAGAAACAUAUUGUGGCAUGCUGAAAGGAAUAUUGCCUGUAGUUUUAAGCCAACAUUUUUAUCACAUGCAAAGAACAUGAAUGUUUUCUUGUGUGUUUUUUUUCUUUUCUUUUCUUUUUUUUUUUUUUCUGAACAAAACCUAAUGUAAGAAGACAGACUUCUGUGUGCAGUUUCUUUAACUUUCCAGGGAAUGGUAUUCCUCUUUACUUGGUUCAUAAUCAUUUUUUUCCAAUUAUCAACAGAUUUAUGCUAAUGUGAAAACAGAAACUGAAACCAGAUAUAUCAAGUGACAGCAUUAGUAAUGUGGUUUCAUUGGCCAAGGUUGGGAUUGUAUCAUUCUGGUAGCACUUACAAAGAUCCUUGGCAUAGAAAGAGACAUUGUUCUUUGGCCCAACAAAGCACAAAGAAUAAUUAUCAUAAAUCGGGAAAAUAAAUGCAAUUUCCAAUCUUCCUGUUUACUUGUCAGAAGGUAUUAUAGAAUAAGAUAAUUCUUUUGUCUUUUUGAAAAUACUUUGACAGAGUCCCUUUAAUUGAGGAUUUUAAUAGUGUAGGGAAUACCCAGUAUUAGAGAUAUAAAACUAUAAUAAAUAUAAACUGUCCUCAAAUAUGUAGAAUUGUAAAAAAAUGGGUGGAAAUUAUGUAAAUUCUGAGAAUGGAACUGGAUCCUCAAUUAUACAAAGAACAAGUGAAAGCAGCAGUUCUUUUAUUUUUUCAUUGAGAUGCAAUAUGAGAAACAAAUUUAAAAGCUCCCCACAAAAUAAUCACUUAAAUCCUGAAGAUUGCUGUUGCAUUCAGCCAAUAGAUAGAUUUUAUAUUUUAUAUUUAGUUAGUAAAAUCCAGGUUUUUUGUAGAUAACUAAGUUCUUCUAGGAAGAAUGUAGCAAGGUGUUCAGAAAUACGUAGUUCUUUUAUACACACAGUAAUUUCCAGUGGUUGAAUAUGUUUUUCCAAAGCUUUUUUUUUUUUUUUUGGUUGUGCAAUAAUUGUGACAGUCCUAGGGGUUUUAUGGUUUUUAUGUUGUUGUUGUUUGUUUUAUUUUGCCUUUUUUUUUUUUGAGGGAUUUUUUUAAAAUAAUUUAAUGCAGAAUUCCUGUUAACGUCCAAAAGACAAAUUAUUUAUCUUGUGUAAUGUAAUAAGUGAUUUAGGGAUUAUUUUAUUACUAUGUAUCGGUGAGUUAUACACACUUUCUUAUUUAUAUUUAAAGAGCAUCUUUGUAAGUAAUUGUUUGCUAGCAGUAUGUUUUGCUGCGAGAAGUUCAAAAUGCAGAUAGGAAGACCUGGUUUUGUGAGAUAUUAUGCAAAAUUUCAUAAUUCAGGCAGGCAAAAAUAUUUUUUUGGCAGCUGAAAGCAGUGAGUUUGCUCUGGGGGACUGCGUAGACUACGAAGAGUAUAGACAACUUCUUUGGGACCUGCAGAAAUCUGUCCUUCUGCAUUGUGUAUUCUCCUGUGUUUCAAACUAUAUAUUUCAGCUGGGAGUGCUUUUAAAAAUAUAAAGCUUUCCUUCUUCUUUAGUACAAUGUUUUUUUUUUCUUGAAAUAUAAAAUAUGGUGGCUUAUGUGAUAAAAGAGGGUAUAAUACAGGCUCAGUUUGUAAGGAGUUCAUUGCAUAGCUUAGUAGUGUUUAACAAUGGCAUACUUCAUUGCUGUGCAGAGACACACAAACUAGCUUGGUAUAAGCUGGCUGUGGCACAAGAAAGAGUGCAGCAGGACGUGUUUCCCUCUGCUCAGACUAACACACUCCUUCAGCUGGGCUCAGCUGAUUCCAGCAUAGCCACAGUGCUGCAGGCACCCAAGCUAGUGCUGCACAGAGCUGACUGAGCAGAGCCCUGACACUGCCUACAGCAGCUUGGCCUCUUUGAGGUGCUCCACCAGAGACCUGGAGGAGCAGGUCUUCCUCCACUCUUCCUUCCAGUUCAGCUCCAAGAGCAGCAUUGAGCUGCAACAAGGUUUAGCUGCAGCAGCUUUAGGCAGAGAAAGCUCCACUGUGUCAGCUGGUGGCCAUUUGGAGUCAAGAGUCUGCUCCACUGGAGUUGCAAGGGAUGCAAUGGAAAACCUGAUACGUUAAAAAAAAAAAUCCUCAAAAUAAAGCUCCUAACAGAGUAUGAAGAUUGGUACUUAAAGUCUUGCAUGAAGUGCACCACACACAGAGUAACCAACUCAAUCUUGAAACAGUGGGAAUAUCAUGUUUCUACAAUGCUCCAAGAAAGUAUGGGAGGGAGGGGGAUGAAAGAGUCAGAAAAGGAACUGGCACGUUAAUAGUUUUUCUCUGAGUUCCAGAGGCAGCAGUAAGAGGUGCCUCGAACUGCCUGAAUAUCGACUGUCUGACAGCAAAUCUGCACAUAGGUUCAUCCAGUUAGUAAGCCUUCUGUGAUGCAGGCACAGGAAAGUAAUUCCACAUUUCUCUCUCCAGUUUUGUUCCAUUGUUUCUAUGAAGAUGCAAGAAGGCACACAGGUGUCAGACAAAGAUACCUGCCUUGAGCCUUCACUUUCCACAGGCCCAGGCUUUCCUUGGUGUGUUUUUUUAGUGUCCUCUCAGAAAUUCCAGACAAAUCUGGGAGCUUGCCUGGUUGUUGCCUCAGACAACUUCCGCGCGUUUGCUUUUUUUUUUGCAGCCUGAUAUGUGUAAUCCUAUGUUAUCUUGGUGCCCUGUUACCUGUCAGCAACAGUUUAAAUCCUUGUGUGAAGGGAGCAAUGCGUGCUAAAACUGACUUGAUUAAGAGAAAAAGGAGAGAAGACAGAGUAAGUUUUUAUUAGCUUUUAAGAAUGUGUGUGCCAGAGCAACAGUUUGGAAAUCACACAUUUCUGCAGAGCCCAAAUGACUCCAGACCAGCAAAUCUGAGUUGGAGGUGAGUAACAGAUGAGCCAUUUGCUUGGGGUGCUAACAAAGGGCCAGCUUCUAGCCUCACUGGGUGGUUACACCAAGAUACGUAACAGUGGAACCUGACUCCAAAUGUACUUUACUGUCACUGCAUGAUUAUAAGGUAAGAAUGACUUACUUGACCCAUAUACCCACUUAAGAAAAUCAUAAAGCAUUAACCAACAACCAUAUUGACAAUUCUGUAUAAGCCCCCCCCAAGAACACUAGAAGUAAAAUUGCAGCCACAGUAGUCUUUCAGAAUUUUGUCUUUUAUUCUCAUUUCUAGGACUCCCUCACAGGAGAUUAAGCUGGUUUUAUUUAGAGGUUGGCAUACUGGUUUUCCCAAUAUAGGAGAGCAAAUAAUAUCACACUGCUUUCAAAAAUGGAACAAUUCUGGUAGAGGAAUUUUUUCAUUUUUAAGUCCCUUCACCUUCAAGGCAAGCACAAUCUUCCAUCAGCACAUACCGGUCUGGAGUCCUACUGCCCUUGGGAGUAGUCUGCAGGUAGGCACCACAGGUCCUUCUUGAAGGUUUGGAAUUCACAUGCAUCAUUCUUGAAGGAAUAACAUUAAUUACUACUUGUGAACGAUGGGCUAUGUGAAUGAUUUUAUCUUCAUGUUUAUUUAAUUUUCCUCUAAAAAAAAUCCUGCAGAGAAGUUUAAGAUUAAAAGACUCAGCUUUGCAUGUUGCCUGGUACCUCUGAAGAUGUAUUAGGAGAACAUUUAUUUGGGCAGCUGGAUUGUUGGUACAUUUAGGAGGUUAGAUUUUUAAGACAAGAGCAAUUAACCAAAUAAGAGAAUAAAAUAGGAUUCAGCAAAGCAAUUCUUGCUAUGAAAAUUUAAAACUUCUCCCUUUAACUUUUGAUUUUUCAUAUGGAUCUAUAAUGACAGAUUUGUGCUUCCAGGCAAACCGAUUGUUAUGAAGCUCUAUGCAAAUGCAAAGGUUUGCUGACCCAGAGCUAGCUGACUGCAGGAUCAAAACAACAUGAUUUUGUGAGAGUUAAAAUUAAAUAAAUGAAAAUACUGAAUACUUACCUGUCCAAAGUGCUCAAUGAAAAAAUUAGAUGGUAUGAUAUUAAAGCCUGCCAGUUUAUUCUUAAUCUUUGCCCUCCCAUUUACAUAACUACAAAUUUAAAAACGUUGUCUAAUUCAGCGAUUCUGAAUCCUGACAAAUGUUGUUUAUUUGUGGAAUAUUUUUCUUACUGUCCAAAUAGAUGGUUGUUUCUGGUAAUAUGGAUUAACAUUAAAAGAGAAACAUUUUCUACCAGUGUGCAGAC